Molecule: messenger RNA, 2197 nt
Organism: Dreissena polymorpha
Lineage: Eukaryota; Metazoa; Mollusca; Bivalvia; Myida; Dreissenidae
Product: bax inhibitor 1-like
Exons: 9
Coding region: 106-810 (234 amino acids)
Biological process (GO): negative regulation of endoribonuclease activity; cellular response to unfolded protein; negative regulation of apoptotic signaling pathway
Cellular component (GO): mitochondrial membrane
Molecular function (GO): enzyme binding
Source: RefSeq, a predicted model, not a curated record
GGUAGAUUACGAGUGGUUGAUUGGUUGUGGCUACGAUAUCAGUUAGGCUAUUUUUAGAAACAGCUCAAGCGCAAGCGGAAGGCAACGUCAUUAUCCAAAACAAAAAUGGCGACCACACAAGGACUGUUUCCAGAUGCACUGUUUAAAUUCGAUCAUUUAGAGAGAAAGGUACAGAAACACCUGAAGAAGAUCUAUGGCACCCUGGGUAUCUCCAUGCUGGCAGCAGCUGCUGGAGCUUACGUCCAUGUCGUGGCUGGGCUCAUAUCUGGCGGCCUUCUGACGACCCUGGCGGGUAUAGGCCUGAUGAUAUGGCUGGCUGCCACCCACCACAGCAAGGCCAAUGAGCCCAAGAGGCUGGGCAUCUUCAUGGGAUUUGCCUUCUUCAUGGGUAUUUCCCUAGGACCUCUAAUGGACAUGGUCAUCAGAAUUGAUCCAAGCAUCAUCAUGACAGCUUUCAUGGGGACAUGUGUGGUGUUCAUCGGUUUCUCACUGGCUGCCCUCUUCAACACGAACAGAACAUUCCUCUACAUGGGAGGUUUCCUGCUCUCCAGUCUGUCAUGGCUGUGUUUGGCUGGCUUCAUGAACAUUUUCUUCCGGUCCCAGAUGAUAUGGAACGUACAACUGUACGGCGGGCUGCUACUCUUCUGUGCCUUUGUCCUCUACGACACCCAGCUCAUCAUUGAGAAAGUACGCCAUGGCGACGACGACUACAUCUGGCAGAGCGUUGACCUCUUCCUGGACUUUAUCAACAUCUUCCGUCGCCUUAUGAUCAUCCUUGCUUCCAAGGAAGAGGGGAAGAAAAAGGCGUGACUAGAGCAACUGAUAUUGGAAGAGUAAAGGCCUUUUAACACAGAGGAAAUUUCCAUGAAAGUGUGGCUGAGGUUAUCUGGACUUGAACUUUAAUUUAAAUAACAAAGAAUAUGUAAUAAACAACCUGUUGUGUUGACUUAUGUGAGAAAGUAUACUUUUACUAAUAUUUGAAUAUGCUUUUAUGAAAAUUGGUCUGUUGAUUAAGUUUCAAACAUUACAUGUAUAAAAUAAAUAUGUUAUAUUUUUUUAAAUAAUUGGGAAUAUAACCAGUAUAAUUUAAAAUAUAUUGAAAAUUACAUUGACAAAGCUUACUCGUGAAAUUGCUUUCAGGGCCUGUUAGUCUAACUGCAUGCAUUACAUUAUUAUAUAGAGUAUAUCAGAAAGUUAUAUUUAUUAUCAAGUAUAUGUCUAACUAUUGUGCUUUCAAACUCCAUAUAUUUCUUUACAUAAUAAUAAUAUUGAAGUGCAACAAUAUACUGAAUGUUCCAAAAACAUGUUGGUCAACGUUCAGAUACUGACAUGGUUUAACACCUACAUUUGCUGGAAUUUAUGAAAAUUACAAAACCAAGAAGGCGUUGGUCCUGUCAGAUAUAUGUAGUUCUUGAUGCUUAAGUAUUAUUUCUUUGUUUGUUGUCACAUACUUGUAUUAAUGGUAAAUUUGUGAUUAAGAAAACAAAAACAAAACUAAAGGAUUUUGAAUAAGUCUGUUCCCUUUUUUUUUUCAAUCUUGCUUUAUUAUUAAUGUUGUUUUUUUUAAUUGAGAUUUAUUGGUGUGAUAGGUGAUGGUGAAAAAUACAAAAACCGACAUUGUACUGUGUUUUUUUCUUAAUCUGUUUUUUCCUGUCUAUGAUAGUGUUUAUUUCCUGUUUAUGAUUGUGGUAAUUUUUUCUGCUAUGAUUGUGUCUUUUUUUUCCUUUUAAUACAUUGUUUGCCAUUUAUGUGGGUUUAAAAUUAAGCACGUUGCACAUAAAUAGCUUAUGUGUUAGCCCAGUUAAACUAUUGUUGUUGGAAGAUCUAUAAACAUUGGUUUUAAAUAAUUUAACUAUUACGAUGUAUAUGUCAAGAAAUACUAGUAUGUAUUACUUUAUUCAGCUAAUACACAUUUUCUCGUAGUUUUUUAAGUUUGGUACAGUUUUUUUAAAUCAUAUUGAAAAUUGAUUGUUCCUUUUUCUGUGCAUCUGUACACUACUUACAAUGGAUAGUCCUUUGUUUAAUGAUGCAGACCGAAGCAAGAACUUCAAAGUAAUUUGUUGGAUUUUCUUGUCUUGUGAUUUCUUCAAUUACUAUACUUAAUGAUUGACCGAUUUGUGUUAUUGUUCUUGUUUAUCACAACUUUGAAGAUUACUGUUGAUUAUUUUCUUUUCAUAGCUUAUUAUGUUCAAUAGUU